Molecule: messenger RNA, 1919 nt
Organism: Bombus pascuorum
Lineage: Eukaryota; Metazoa; Arthropoda; Insecta; Hymenoptera; Apidae
Gene: Smyd3
Product: histone-lysine N-methyltransferase SMYD3
Exons: 6
Coding region: 517-1836 (439 amino acids)
Cellular component (GO): nucleus
Molecular function (GO): protein binding
Source: RefSeq, a predicted model, not a curated record
UUCAUAACCUGAGAUACAAAGUUCCAUUUAAUACCAUAUCUAUCCUAUCCUUAGUCAAUGGUGUAAUAUAUAUUACAUCGUAGUCGAGGUGUGCUUUAUAUGGCUCUACAAAUCGGUCGCUAGCUAUAGAACGCGGCCUGCGUUGCCGCCUUCGGCACGAUAACAAUAACCAUGUAUACAAAUGCACGGGCUCGUUGCAGAUUGCAGCUGAUUGCAAUUGCAGACCACAUCGUGACAGAUCUAUGAUAUUUAUAUCGUUUUGUUUAAAACAAAUUAAUUAAUAUUUUUAUCAACUCGCUACAGGCUCAUCCUAGAUAGAUGGUCGCUCCAUGCUCGAUCUAUCUUAUGUAUAAAUGGACCUUAAAUCAUAAAGGACAUAAUAAAAUCUGAUUUUUUACACGAUCGGUAUUUCAGAUCAUGGAGCAUCAAGUUCUAUAAGAUGAUAGGUCUAAUCUGUACCUCGUCUAUGGUUAUACCUCGUCUUAAACGUUAUUAAUAAAAAUAACUUUUUUAAAAAUGAGCAAAAGUGACAACUUUAUUAAAAAAGGCACCACUAUUCUUACCGCCAAACCAUUUGCUUAUGUACUUUGUUCAAAAUAUAAAAAUGUCCGAUGUGAUUAUUGCUUUAAAAGUGGAAAACUCUUCAGAUGUUCUGCCUGUCAGUAUGUUUAUUAUUGUAAUCAAUCUUGUCAACAAAUGUCUUGGCCCAUGCAUAGUAAAGAAUGUGCAAGAUUAAAAAAAUUUUCACCAUGGGGUAUAUCAAAUGUUGCAAGACUAAUGGCACGUAUAAUUAUAAAAUUAAAUCAAGGGGGAGAUGAAGAAAGAGGAUAUUAUAAUGAAACUAGUUAUAGGAAAUUUAAGGACUUAAUGUCUCAUUGUUCUGAGAUAAAAAAGGAUGAGAAAAAAAUGGAACAUUUUGUAUGCUUAUGUAAUGUUUUACAUAAAUUUCUUGAAGAUAUGCCUAUGCCAAGUACUGCAGAAUUAUUGGGUAUUUAUGGCAGAAUUACUAUUAAUUCUUUUAGUAUAUUUAAUUUGGAUAUGAAUAUUGGUGUUGGUAUUUAUUUGGGACCUUCUAUUCUGGAUCAUAGUUGCAAACCUAAUGCUGUAGCAACCUUUGAGGGAACUACCAUAACUGUUAAAGCAAUAGAAGAUCUUCCUUCUUUAGAUUUGUCUCAGAUAAGGAUACCAUACAUCGAUGUAAUUAAAACAACGAGAGAUAGACGUGCAGAACUACAAAGUUCGUAUUAUUUUUGGUGUGACUGUGAAAAAUGUGAAAAACCAGAACCAAUGGCAGAAGCAGUAGCAUGUCCAAACAAACUUUGUACAUAUCCUUGUGCCCCGAAUGCUGAUUUAUGUGAAAAGUGUAAUACAAAAUUCCCAGAAAAUUUUAAAGAAAUUUUUGAUGAAAUAUCUGAGUUUACUGCAUACCAUCUAGAAAACAUGAAGAAUAUUGCCUAUCUGGACGUAAGCAAAACGUGUCUCUCAAGACAAGAAGGUAUUUUACAUCCUCUCAAUGUGCAGCAUGUACAGACUUUACAAACUGCUUUUGACUCCUCUAUAAAUUUGCAACAUUGGGAAGAAGCUGAAUCCUACGCUAAAGAACUUAUUAAUGGCUAUUUAACAUAUUAUGGAGAAAUUCAUCCGUCAACUGGAAUACUUUAUUUAUCAAUAGGAAAACUUGAGGUAUAUUUGAAAAAGUUAAAACAAGCUAUCAAAACGUUAAGAAAGGCUAGUUUGAUAUUAACAAUAACACAUGGAGCACAACAUAGUGUGAUAGUAGAAAAUUUGAAACCACUUCUUUAUCAAGCCACUAUAGAAGACUUCAGUGAAUCAUAACAUUUUUUAUGUCGAUAAUUUAUAAUUGUAUAUAAUAUAUUAACAAUAUACAAUUUACAAUAAAUAAUUUUAGUAUUUAAGAA